AGAACACCUGUCUUGCUCCUUCACAUUCUUCCUGCAUGGAGACAGUAAUGUGUGCACCAGCGUUGAGAUCAACCAGCACCAGCCUGUGUACCACCUGAGCGAGGAGCACCUGACACUAGCCCAGCAGGCCUCCAGCCCCUUCCAAGUGAUUCUGAGUCCAUUUGGACUGAACGGGACAUUGACCGGCCAGUCCUUCAAGCUCUCUGACCCCCCAACACAGAAGCUCAUUGAAGAAUGGAACCAGUUCUAUCCCAUCAGUCCCACCUCCAAGGAGAGCGCAGAGGACAAAAUGGAGGACAUCGACUGGGAGGAUGACUCACUGGCAGCAGUGGAGGUGCUUGUUGGUGGUGUGCGCAUGGUGUAUCCCGCAUGCCUGGUGUUAGUCCCACAGUCAGACAUCCCCACUGUAACACCUGCCGGGUCCUCUCACUGCAGUGCUGUCUAUUCAAAUGGCCAUCCAGUGCCUACUUCAAACCGUGACCCCGCCAUCUCCUCCGUGACCCUGACCCCUCCCACCUCACCUGAGGAGGCCCAGACAGUUCACUCUCAUUCUGCGCAGAAGUGGAUGCGGUUGCCGAUGGCGAUGGAUGGAUUCAGUGUUGACAGCACCAGUCACCACGGUGGCAAAAUUCCACGAAAGAUGGCCAGCCAGGUGGUCGAAACCGUCUGGCAGGAGUGCAACAUCAACCGAGCUCAGAACAAACGAAAAUUCUCCACCACAGCCUCCAACGGGACCAGCGAGGAGGAGACGCCGAUAAAAGUGGGCGCUUGGGACUUUGUCGAAUCCACGCAGAGAGCAAACUGCAACUGUUCAAGCUGUUCAACUCAGGCCAAGAGCAGCACCGCGGGACUGCUGUCAUUUGCCAAAUAUGUUUUUUGGAAGGGACCUAGCAUGAGAG
Xyrauchen texanus (razorback sucker) is the source of this 899-nucleotide messenger RNA. Its product is annotated as mediator of RNA polymerase II transcription subunit 13-like. The transcript is spliced from 6 exons. Gene Ontology annotation, molecular function: transcription coregulator activity. NCBI's taxonomy places the organism in Eukaryota, Metazoa, Chordata, Actinopteri, Cypriniformes, Catostomidae. Gene Ontology annotation, biological process: regulation of transcription by RNA polymerase II. Gene Ontology annotation, cellular component: mediator complex. The annotation marks the transcript as partial. The record is from RefSeq and is a predicted model, not a curated record.